CUCCGAGGCGACGCACCCAGCGACGACGAGGCAGAGGGGUUCCUUCCUCGUCCGAAACUCAGGAUGCGCCUUCCGAUUCCAACUCUGACGGCAGUCACGAUAUCUUGGCCAUGCGACGUCAAUAUCACUCUGGAAUGCUCACUUCUGAGCCUGUUUCCGCGCGUUAUCUUGGCCUGCAGUCAUGGAGGUCUGUCAUCAAGUCAGAUUGCAAACAGAGCAGCUCAGAACUGGAGCCGAGUUCCCGGUCACAAUGUUGAGAGUGCCCAACAUCAUGCGGACGAUUUACGGUGA
Molecule: messenger RNA, 291 nt
Organism: Bipolaris zeicola 26-R-13
Lineage: Eukaryota; Fungi; Ascomycota; Dothideomycetes; Pleosporales; Pleosporaceae
Exons: 1
Source: RefSeq, a predicted model, not a curated record